AUGAAGACUGCUAUCUUCUCGACUCUGUUACCCCUUGUCCUGGCUCUCCCAGCCCCCCAGGGGAUUAAACAGACACAGUCAACCGAGGGAAAGUUGCCUUGGAAGAAAGGCAGCGUAUGCCUGGCACUCACGGAAGACUGUAUGGGAACGAUUGGAUGGUGUAACGCCGAGGCGCAACGCCUGAAGGAGUUCGGCGCUCGUGAGAAGUGCCUCGCCCAAAGAGAGCGCCGUCCUGCCGACGCACCUAAACUUCCCUGGAUGAAAGGUACCGGUUAUGACUGUGCCUAUGCUCUCACUCCCGAGGAGAGAUGUUAUGGCACUGCACUUUUCUGCCGUGAGGGACUUUACCCCCAGGGUCAAUAUAGGGACGAGCAGGAAUGCUUGUCUGACAGAGAGGAUGCUCCGAAAGAUGCCAAGAAGCAGCAGAGCCUCCCAGAGGCAGAACUGAAGGCGAAGAAGCCAUUCCUUCAGCCCGCGCCCGACAGCGACACUUCGUGCAUGACCUUCGACCGCGGCAGUGAGCGCUGUGUUGGAACCAAGUACUACUGUACCAAUGACAUCAUGAAGUUCCCCUACACCGACGAGGAUGGCAGUGUCUACAAUAAUGCCGCUGAGUGUCUGGAUGCCCGGGAAUCUGAGCCUCAAUCUGCCGAUCCCGAUCGCAUUGUGUUCCCUGAUAACUAG
This is a messenger RNA of Aspergillus nomiae NRRL 13137, 684 nucleotides long. RefSeq lists its product as uncharacterized. The coding region runs from base 1 to 684 and encodes 227 amino acids. NCBI's taxonomy places the organism in Eukaryota, Fungi, Ascomycota, Eurotiomycetes, Eurotiales, Aspergillaceae. The record is from RefSeq and is a predicted model, not a curated record. The transcript has 3 exons.